UGGGGCAAAUAUUGAAAUUGAGACUCUCCCUGGGGGCUACUUCCUUGCACUACCUUCCCAUUUCAACAUAACUCAAAUGCUCUUACUGUGUAGUAUGUACUUUCUAACCUAUUUCAUUACCCCAGUAACGAACCCGCUUCCAUAACGCAACCUUCACCUUCGACUUCAAAAAGACGCCGUAUCUUCCGUAUGACAAACCGCUCCCUCCUCCUCACCGGGAUCAACCGAAUCGGUCAUGUAUUCGGCGCGCGAAGCCCGUGGAGCCCCGCGUCGGCUUCACGCGCUUCUUCUGCAUCGUACGCGACAGAGGUGGAGUCGUUAAGGCAUGAACGUGCCGGCGACGCGAAGAGGAACGGAAUUCGGGAAGUGUUGAAAUCGCGCAAACUCAGUCCGUUACACGCGCUUCAGCGUAACAGUUUUUCGCACUUUGAGCUCAGAAGCAUUGCCAGGAGCUUCUUCAAUUCGAAGCGCUACCUCCACGCGCUCGAGGUAUUGAAAUGGAUGGAAAACCAGAAGGAUUUCUGUAUGAUCCCGGCUGAUCAUGCUAUGAAAUUGGAAUUAAUUGUUAAAAAAUAUGGUCUAAUGGAAGCUGAAGAAUACUUUCUCAGUAUACCUGACACAGCUGCUAAGAAAGCUGCUUGUCUCCCACUUCUUCAUGCUUAUGUAAGAGCUAGGGACACGCAUAGAGCCGAGACUUUAAUGGUGAAGCUCUAUGAAUUGGGGCUAGUGGUUAGCCCUCACCCUUACAAUCAGAUGAUGAAAUUGUAUUUGGCUACAUGCGAGUAUAUGAAGGUGCCCCUUGUUAUUGAGCAGAUGAAGCGAAAUAGAAUACCUUGCAAUGUUCUGUCUUACAACCUUUGGAUGAAUGCUUGUGGUGAGGGAGGAAGACACGGGGUUGCAGCUGUAGAGAAGGUUUUUAGAUUAAUGCAAAAUGAUGUUAAAGUUCAAGUGGGGUGGAGCAGUCUUGCUACUUUAGCAAAUGUUUAUAUGAAAGCAGGGCAAUCUGAGAAAGCCAUUAUGGUUCUAAAAUAUGCUAAAGCAAAACUAUCUACCUAUAACCGUCUUGGUUACUUCUUCCUAAUAACCUUGUACACCUCUUUGGGGAAAAAGGAGGAAGUCUUGCAGUCAUGGGAAGCAAGUAAGACGGUUUCUGGAAGAAUUAGUUGUACCAACUAUAUUUGCAUUCUAACAUCUUUGGUGAAGCUUGGGGACAUUGUACAAGCAAAAAGAAUCUUCACUGAAUGGGAAUCUAAUUGUCAAAAGUAUGAUAUCAGAGUCUCUAAUGUUCUUUUGGGUGCAUAUAUGCGAAAAGGAUUAAUUGAAGAAGCCGAAUCAUUACAUAUCCACACUUUGGAGAAGGGUGGUAGUCCUAACUACAAGACUUGGGAGAUUCUCAUUGAAGGGUUUGUCAAAAGCCAAAAAAUGGACAAGGCCAUUGUUGCUAUGAAGAGAGCUUUGGCAAUGAUGAAAGAUUGUAACUGGAGGCCAUCACAUGGACUUAUAUUAGCUAUUGCUGAGUAUUUGGAGAAGCAUAAAAAUUUUGAAUAUGCAAAUGAGUUUAUAAGAGAUAUCCGUGAUUUUGGUCUUGUAAAUAUAUCACUGUACAAAAUAUUGCUUAGAAUGCACCUUUAUGUUGGAAAACCUCCUUUCCGUAUUCUUAAAAUGAUUGAGGAAGAUAAUAUUGAGAUGGACAAUGAGGCUCUUGCAAUUCUUAAAGCCUUUAAUAGGUAGUAGAUACUAGAUAGUCAUUCAGAGGCUAAAAGAUGGAUGAUUUUGAUGAUGAUGAGUUGGACUUUGAAACAUCAAAUAUUCGAGGGACAUGAUGUUGAAUCCAAUACUCUUUAUGGGAUUUUAAUUCUUCAGAUUUCAUAAAACAGUGGCUAUUCAUAUGAAGCAGAGAUUUGUUGGCCAUUACAGUGUUGGAACUGAUACAAAAUUGGCCACUUUGCUCGGUUAAAGAGACAUAUGCUAUCUCAUGUGAUUUUACAAAUUUGUGAAUCAUCUUCUGCAAAAUGCCCCCUAAAAGCUAGUAAAACUGUUGCUAGUGGAAGUGAUGAUGGCAGAUACUGGUAGACUCGUAAAAAUGCUGAAUGUUGUGGAUUGUGUACAAUGCUGCUCAUCCAUUUGAUUUCAUGGGUUGGCUUAUAUCCUCUAUAAUGAGUUCACGGGUGGUUCCAUUUUGCUGAUUCAGAAGGGUUCUAGGGUGCCUUUUUGGGAAGGUGAAAACUCAUAUGUAGAUGUCUUCACGUGAAAUUGAUAGUUGAAAAUCGUUAGAUGCUAAUUUAUUCAUCUAACACUUUUUGACUAUCAACUUCACGUGAAACCAUCUACACAUGAGUAAUGAUAUAUAUACACUUUCUUAAACAUCAUCCUAAUUAUUCUCUUUACUUCUCAAGGUAUAUAUAUUAGAAAAAAAAAGGUACUCAAUAUCUUGCCCGCUAAGAGACUAGAGAGUAGGAGGAUAAUUAGAGAAUGGUUUAGGAGUAUAUAUAUUGAGUUUAGAAUUGUGCUUUCUUUUUUUUAUUAUUUGAAAGUUGGGAAUUGAAAUGGGUAUGUCUAGUACCUAACUCCUUGAUUGGUACUAAAACCAUCAAGGUGGAAGGUGCAAAGAAUUUGAUUAUCCCAGUGUAGUUUAGUAUGAAUAUAUUCAGAUUUUUUUUUUGAGUCUAACAAUGA
This is a messenger RNA of Arachis ipaensis, 2676 nucleotides long. Its product is annotated as Tetratricopeptide repeat (TPR)-like superfamily protein. Gene Ontology annotation, cellular component: mitochondrion. Lineage: Eukaryota; Viridiplantae; Streptophyta; Magnoliopsida; Fabales; Fabaceae. Gene Ontology annotation, molecular function: protein binding. The record is from RefSeq and is a predicted model, not a curated record.